AUGCUUUCCUGUAAGGAGGAACUGGCUUAUCUCUCGGGCCCAAAAGAGCCAGCGCUUCUAGAACAGACCAUUGGUCAAAAGUUUGCUGAGACUGUUUCCAGCUUUCAGGACAGAACUGCAAUCAAGGAUGCUUUUGCCCACCUUUCCUAUAGGGAGUUGGAUCAACAGAGUGAUGCGUUAGCAUUAGGGCUUCUGGAUCUCGGUAUUGCACAGGGAGACCGAGUCGCAAUCAGCUUAGGAAACAGUAUCGCAAAUGCGGUGAUAUCAUACGGGUGUUUUAAAAUAGGCGCCAUUGUGACUCCGCUAAAUCCAGCAUAUACUCCAGCUCAAGUUAUUUCGGCGUUGGACCAUGUGUCAGCCAAAUGUUUUGUUUUGAGUACAGAGAUCAUGUUGCCUUACAAGCAGCCGAAAUCAGCGGCACCCCUUCUGUCGGCAGUGCUACAAGGAAUUGAGCGAAGUGGUUUUGUUUCAUUGCUGGUUGACAACUCUACUAACGAAGCCCAUAAGUCGGAGUUCAAAGCCACAGCUGAGUAUGAAAUGCUCCUAUCAUCGAAUCAAGGCAGAAAGUUGCCAGUACAGGACCAGUUGAAGCAUUGUGAUAUUGCAUCAAUACAAUUCACUUCUGGAACAACUUCGACUCCGAAAGCCGCUUGUUUGACUCACCGAAACGUGUUGAACAACGGGGUAUUAGUUGGCUUAGGAAUGGAAUUAACAGAGUCUGAUAUAGCAUUCAAUGUUGGAGCAGUAGUCAGGUCAAUUAAGGACGACCAGCCAACUGUCCUUCAUGGGGUGCCAACAAUGUUUCUAGCAGAGCUGGAGCUAAUUGAAAAGUAUUCCAUUAAUCCCGACGAAAUUAAACAUCUACGCACAGGAGUUAUAGGAGGAAGUCCUAUCCCGGCAUCUUUGCGACUGGCCCUACAUGAAAAGCUCAAUCUCUCCAACCUAACUAAUUGUUACGGUCUGACUGAAAGCUCUCCUAUAAUCUGUCAGACGGCAUCCACCGAUACUCUAGAAGCAAAACUCAACACAGUCGGCAGAAUGCUACCUCACACCUCUGCAAGGAUCGUUGCUCGUGACGAUCCGACUAGAACGUUAAAGAGAGGCGAAAAGGGUGAGCUUUUGAUAUCUGGUUAUGCGGUCAUGAAAGGUUAUUGGAAAGACGAGAAAAGGACGUCAGAAUCUUUCAUUGUUCAAGAGAAAGAGGAUGGACUGAAACAGAUAUGGCUGCGAACCGGAGACGAGGCUUUAUUUCGGCCUGACGGGUACAUACAAAUAACGGGAAGGAUAAAAGACAUCAUUAUUCGUGGGGGUGAGAAUAUUUAUCCCCACGAGAUUGAAAAUGUCCUUAUCCAGCAUCCGAUGGUUUCCAAUGCGAGCGUGGUGGGAUUGCCGGACGGAAAGUAUGGAGAGAUCAUUGCUGCUUUUGUCAUCGUCAAAACUGGCAUUCAUACGGUUGAAAACUUGGAAAAGGAAGAGAAUCGAGAGUUGAAACAUACGACUCUUAGUCAAAGAGAUAUUCAGCUUUGGGUUCAGGAUAGAUUGCCCAAGAUGUUGGUUCCACGGUUCGUUUUUUGGCAAGAAAGAAUGCCACUCACUUCAAGUGGGAAGAUCGAGAAGUACAAGUUACGCCAACUUGGAAUUCGGCUACUCAAAUAUGCUGAUUAA
This is a messenger RNA of Talaromyces atroroseus, 1665 nucleotides long. RefSeq lists its product as hypothetical. The coding region runs from base 1 to 1665 and encodes 554 amino acids. Gene Ontology annotation, biological process: fatty acid metabolic process. NCBI's taxonomy places the organism in Eukaryota, Fungi, Ascomycota, Eurotiomycetes, Eurotiales, Trichocomaceae. The record is from RefSeq and is a predicted model, not a curated record. Gene Ontology annotation, molecular function: medium-chain fatty acid-CoA ligase activity. The transcript is spliced from 4 exons.